Messenger RNA from Cladocopium goreaui, 4722 nucleotides. The record is from the annotation of a GenBank genome assembly. NCBI's taxonomy places the organism in Eukaryota, Dinophyceae, Suessiales, Symbiodiniaceae.
AUGGAAAAGCUCGCCCACAACGUCCGCCGUCAGGUGGUGAACCUCGACUUCCGUGCCCCUCAACGUGGUCACCUGCUACCCGACAGCUCCGGCGCCGUCAAGGGCUCCCGCGGUGCGGACGGCACCGCGGCCACGGUGAGGGUCAAGGAGUACGACCCACAGCGGCGCAGGGCGGAGACGGAAGCUCGGACGGAUCAGUUGAUCCUGGUGAGUCGGAUGGACAAACUCACUGCCAAAGCACCUCUGAUGGUCCCGUGGCACAGCUUGGUGUCGGCCAGUCGCGCGUGUGAGGAGGACUUGGAGCCAGAUGCAGUGCCGGAGGCAGUGCCGGAGGUGGAUUUCAACCUCUUUCAUGAUUUGCUGUGGCAUCGUCGCCGUUUGUCGCAGCUGGGAAGCGGAAUCUGGGCGGUGCUGGUACUACCUGUUUUGGCCUUGUUACAUGCGGACAUGCGUGGCAUCAAUAAAACGGACCACGGAGGAAUUUUUGAGGAUACAACGGCGGUUCUUGACCCAGAAACAGCGGUGGAUUUCAGCAACGAAACGCUGGCAGUGGGAGCUUAUGAUGGUCUUCUGCUUUGGUGGCAUCUCCACAGCCUACAAGCGAUGAGCUAUGCAUGUUCGCGAGGUGAAUUGGCAGAUCUCCAAUUGGCCAGCUCGCUGCUGAGCAUCGACUUCAGCCCCUGGCAGCAGAAAUAUGCGGUGCAGAUGGACAGCGCUACGGCAGCAGGAGCCGAGGCAGUGGAGGACGACAAGGGCGCGGUGAUCGCGGAGAUUCUCAAGGCGACGGUGGUGGUGAUGCAACGGAUCCCAGGCGUGGCCACGGCCGUCGCUGCCGGCCACGGAGCAGUUCAUCCGAAGACGCUCCCAGCGCGGCUCAGCCUUUCGGGGCUUGGCUUCCAGAGAGUUCUGGCCUGGUCCACCCUGCCACGGAGUACCAUCAGCUUCUUGGAUGGUGGGCGCAUUUGCUUGCCACCGGGACUGACGGACUUCAACCUCACCAUCACAUUGCACGAUUUCUUCCUGGGUCUUCCAGUGUCGGCCUCUUCAGUGGUUGACCGCAAGCUCUGGACCGUCUUCGAGCCCUUGGCGGAAGCCAACGAGGCAUCCUGUGCCGAGUUGCGAGGUUUUGAGGCUUGUAACAACCACAGCCACCACGAAGCAACUGCUGCCUCCAGUGGUAUAGCCUUGGCGGCCGGGAAUCGCACGCUGCGGGGGCAGCUGGCAGGGUGCAGGAUCCCGGCGCAGAAUCACAUCAUCGACUUCGGUGUGGUGCGCCCCGACUGGCCCGAAGCCAGUGAUCGUGAGAAGAAGGAGGCUGCAGAAAUUUUGGCAAACUUGGCAACGGAUGACCAGAACAAGGCAGCCAUCGCAGCUGCCGGUGGCAUUCCUCCGCUGGUAGCACUGGUCACGAGUGGCAGCGAUUCUGCGAAGGGUUGUGCUGCACGUGCUUUGAAAACCUUGGCAAAGAAUGACCAGAACAAGGCAGCCAUCGCAGCUGCGGGUGGCAUUUCUCCGUUGGUAGCACUGGUCACAAGUGGCAGCGAUUCUGCGAAGGAAAAUGCUGCACGUGCUUUGGCAAACUUGGCAUUGAUUGACCAGAACAGGGCAGCCAUCGCAGCUGCGGCUGGUAUUCCUCCGCUGGUAGCACUGGUCACCCGUGGCAGCGAUUCUGCCAAGGAAGAAGCUGCACGUGCUUUGGGAAUCUUGGCGACGAAUGACCAGAACAGGGCAGCCAUCGCAGCUGCCGGUGGCAUUCCUCCGCUGGUAGCACUGGUCACAAGUGGCAGCGACUCAGCGAAGAAAAAUGCUGCACUUGCUUUGGGAAACUUGGCAAGGAAUGACCAGAACAGGGCAGCCAUCGCAGCUGCGGGUGGCAUUCCUCCGCUGGUAGCACUGGUCACAAGUGGCAGCGAUUCUGCCAAGGAAUAUGCUGCAGGUGCUUUGGGAAGCUUGGCAUUGAUUGACCAGAACAUGGCAGGCAUCGCAGCUGCCGGUGGCAUUUCUCCGCUGGUAGCAUUGGUCACAAGUGGCAGCGAUUCUGCCAAGGAACAUGCUGUAUACGCUUUGGCACACUUCGCAAUGAAUGACCAGAACAAGGCAGCCAUAGUAGCUGCUGGUGGCAUUCCUCCGCUGGUAGCGCUGGUCACAAGUGGCAGCGUUUCUGCCAAGGAAAAUGCUGCACGUGCUUUGGCAAACUUGGCAUGGAAUGACGACCAGAACCAGGCAGCCAUUGCAGCUGCGGGUGGCAUUCCUCCGCUGGUAGCACUGGUCACAAGUGGCAGCGAUUCUGCCAAGGAACAUGCUGUAUACACUUUGGCACGCUUCGCAAUGAAAGACCAGAACAAGGCAGCCAUAGUAGCUGCUGGUGGCAUUCCUCCGCUGGUAGCACUGGUCACAAGUGGCAGCGUUUCUGCCAAGGAAAAUGCUGCACGUGCUUUGGCACUCUUCGCAAUGAAUGACCAGAACAAGGCAGCCAUAGUAGCUGCUGGUGGCAUUCCUCCGCUGGUAGCACUGGUCACAAGUGGCAGCGUCUCAGCGAAGAAAAAUGCCGCAUGUGCUUUGGCAAGCUUGGCAAUGAAUGACCAGAACAAGGCAGCCAUCGUAGCUGCUGGUGGCAUUCCUCCGCUGGUAGCACUGGUCACAAGUGGCAGCGAUUCUGCCAAGGAACAUGCUGUAUACGCUUUGGCACUCUUCGCAAUGAAUGACCAGAACAAGGUAGCCAUCGUUGCUGCUGGUGGCAUUCCUCCGCUGCUAGCACUGGUCACAAGCGGCAGCGUUUCUGCCACGAAAAAUGCUGCCAAUGCUUUGGGAGAAUUAGCAACGAAUGACCAGAACAAGGCAGCCAUCGUAGCUGCUGGUGGCAUUCCUCCGCUGGUAGCACUGGUGACAAGUGGCAGCGAUGCUGCCAAGGAACAUGCUGUAUACGCUUUGGCACACUUCGCAAUGAAUGACCAGAACAAGGCAGCCAUCGCAGCUGCUGGUGGCAUUCCUCCGCUGGUAGCACUGGUCACAAGUGGCAGCGACUCAGCGAAGAAAACUGCUGCAUGUUCUUUGGCAAGCUUGGCAAUGAAUGACCAGAACGCGGCAGGCAUCGUAGCUGCUGGUGGCAUUCCUCCGCUGGUAGCACUGGUCACAAGUGGCAGCGAUUCUGCCAAGGAACAUGCUGUAUACGCUUUGGCAAGCUUGGCAAUGAUUGACCAGAACAUGGCAGCCAUAGUAGCUGCUGGUGGCAUUCCUCCGCUGGUAGCACUGGUCACAAGUGGCAGCGAUUCUGCCAAGGAACAUGGUGUAUACGCUUUGGCACACUUCGCAAAGAAUGACCAGAACAAGGCAGCCAUAGUAGCUGCUGGUUGCAUUCCUCCAUUGGUAGCACUGGUCACAAGUGGCAGCGUUUCUGCCAAGGAAAAUGCUGCACGUGCUUUGGGAAACUUGGCAAUGAAUGACCAGAACGAGGCAGCCAUCGUGGCAGCCGGCGGAGUCCAAGCUCUUCAGGAGAUGGCCAAAGAUGGCGAGAUGCUGGUGCACCGACAGGUGGCCAAGGAAGCUCUGAACAGUUUUUCCAAAAAGGACAGCAGCAAGCUUGGCCACGAUCCGGCGACAAAGCCGAGCACUAUUGUCUCCGCGGAGAAGCUUCGGGGUGAGAUGAGGACGCUGGAAGCUGGAAAUGAAGAGCUGAAGGCCAAAGCAGCCGAGCAGCUCGGAACUUGGGCAGCCGUUUCGGAUGAGAACAGGGUCGCCAUCAGCAGAGAAGGUGGAGCUGAGGCAUUGGUGGCUUUGGUGGUGACUGGCAGCGAUGAUGCCAAAUGGCAUGCUGCCAGGGCCUUACGAAAUCUCGCAAACAAUUGUGAGGCCAAGGAGGUCAUCCUGAAGGCCGGUGGGAUUGCCACAUUGGAGCCUGUAGUGAGGCACGGGAAAGGGAAGGUGAAAGAGGCUGCGGAUGAGGCUUUGCGACUUCUGUCUCAAAAGCAGGAAACCAAGUCCAUCCAGGCUACAGGACACGGAAGAAUUGCAGAAGGAGGAACAGGAGACACAAUUCCAACUGGGGAAGGCACUCGGGUGGCCAUGUUUUCUGCCAGAUUCGAUGGAGGCCCAAUUGAACAGAAAAUCCGCAAAGUGUUCCAGAUUCUAUGUGACCGAAAGUAUGAUAUCCUCAUGGUGGCUGCAGAUGCUGGCCAAAGCUUCGGGGAUUUGACCACCAAAUACUUGGGGCGGCUGCACAAAGAAAAUGGCACCAUGAUUGCUGUGUGUACCAAGCACUACGGCGAGAUGACUGCUUCUGCUUAUUCGUCCCACAAGGAGCUGAAGUUUGCUCUGGAUUACGAGAAGUUUGUGACAGUCUUGCCGCUGAGGGUGGAUGACACGUACCCGCCAGAACCACCAGGUUGGUCAAACUCGCUUCAGGACGUAUCCUUCAACCAGGGCGCUAUGGCAGCAGCGGGAGUUGAGGCCGUGGAGGACGACAAGGGCGCGGUGAUCGCGGAGAUUCGCCUCUCGAGGCAACGGAUCCCGCGCGUGGCCACGGCCGUCGCUGCGGGCCACGGAGCAGUUCAUCCGCUUCUCGCCCUUGAAGACGCUCCCAGCGCGGCUCAGCCUUUCGGGGCUUGGCUUCCAGAGAGUUCUGGCCUGGUCCACCCUGCCACGGAGUACCAUCAGCUUGCCACCGGGACUGACGGACUUCAACCUCAGCAUCACAUUGCACGAUUUCUUCCUGGGUCUUCCAGU